AUGCGAUGGCAUGAACCAAUAACACCCGAAGAAAAAUUGGCAGUUACUUUAAGAUAUCUAGCCACCGGGGAAUCUUUUCGUUUAUUGGCAUUUGCAUUUCGUAUAUCCUACAGUUAUAUCAGUAUAAUAGUAAAGGAAACAUUGACAGUUUUAAAACAAAAUUUAAUGCCAAUUUUUUUACCAGAUCCAACUAUGGUUGAUUUUAAAACUAAGGCAGAUGAAUUUUGGACAAAGUGGAACUUUCCUAAUUGCAUUCUCGCAAUUGAUGGAAAGCAUGUAAGAAUCCGUUGUCCUAAUAAUUCAGGUUCUUUGUUUUUUAAUCACAAAGAUUAUUUUUCAACUGUUUUAUUGGCGAUGGUUGAUGCAAAUUACAAAUUUGUAGCAAUCGAUGUCGGGUCAUAUGGAAAAGAAGGAGAUAGCGGUAUUUUUUUAAAGUCUACAAUGGGACAACAAAUUUUAAAUGGUGUAUUUAAAUUUCCAGAAGAUUGUGCCCUUCCUGGUACUGAUAUUAUAGCACCUCACGUUAUAUUAGGAGAUCAGGCAUUUAGGUUGCACAAACAUAUUUUGAGGCCGUUUUCUCAAAAAGCAGCAAGAGGAGAUAACAGCAAAACGAUUUUCAAUUACAGACUUAGCCGUGCUAGAAGAGUAACCGAAAAUGCUUUUGGGUUACUAAGUCAAGUAUUCAGAGUGUUUUAUCAGCCAAUCAAUAUUGCUCCAACAACAGUUGAUGAUUUAAUCAUUGUUACAUGUUGUUUACACAAUAUGUUACGUGAUGCAUAUUUAGAACACAAUGGAAAAGCAUACUAUCAAUUUGAUCAGGAAUAUUCAACUGUAAAUAACAUGAGGUCAUUUUCUGGGGAAAGUGGAUUUAUAAAUACGGAAGGAGUUACAGUAAGAGAUAUUUUUAAAGAUUAUUUUGCUAAUAUAGGAGCUGUACCAUGGCAAAUGUAA
Messenger RNA from Melanaphis sacchari, 951 nucleotides. Its product is annotated as protein ANTAGONIST OF LIKE HETEROCHROMATIN PROTEIN 1-like. The coding region runs from base 1 to 951 and encodes 316 amino acids. The transcript has 2 exons. The record is from RefSeq and is a predicted model, not a curated record. Lineage: Eukaryota; Metazoa; Arthropoda; Insecta; Hemiptera; Aphididae.